Messenger RNA from Penicillium brasilianum, 2778 nucleotides. NCBI's taxonomy places the organism in Eukaryota, Fungi, Ascomycota, Eurotiomycetes, Eurotiales, Aspergillaceae. The record is from the annotation of a GenBank genome assembly.
ACAUCUUUUCAGCUCUUCAACACCCGGCCCCAACUGUUCUUUUCAUGCUUCAGUCUCAACUGCCUUUUGUCUUAUCCUAAUCUCUCUUUACUGUCAUAAAGUUCGCCAUGGCUGAAGCCGAACAGCCCACGACGGCUGAUCAGAUCGAAGCCCCCACAACCACCGAGAUGCGCGCCCAGCUAGACGACUUGAUCACACGAGCUGCCGCCAAAGACGCGACCAAGGACCACAAUGCAGCUUCCGAGCUCUAUUCACAGGCCACCGAGCUCCAGGCCGAACUGAACGGAGAAAUGUCUCCCGAGAACGCGGACCUACUCUAUGCGUACGGCAAAUCUCUAUACAAUGUAGCUGUGAGCAAAAGUGAUGUGCUGGGGUCCAAGGUGGCUGGAGAUUCCCAGCCGUCAAGCAAUGCCCCUGCGGCGAAGCCUAAGUCUGCUGGGUCUGCUGCUACCGGUGAAAGCCUGGUCAAGAACGCUAUCUCAAGCUCCGUGAAUAAGAAUGCUGCUACACCCGCGAAGGAAGUCAGCGCACAAUUGGACGCCGCGCCAUCGAAGCCUUUCUUCCAAUUCACCGGCGACGAGAACUUUGUCGACUCCGACGAUGAAGACGCUGAGGAGAAUGAGGAAGCUGAGGAAGAGGAGGAAGAUGACUUUGAGAAUGCCUUUGAGGUCCUCGAUCUGGCGCGUAUUCUCUACCUCAAGAAGCUGGAGGCCGCAGAGGAAAACAGCAUGGACAAGGGCAAGGGCGAGUCUUCAGAUCUGCCGGCAGACUUGAAACACAUCAAGGAGCGCCUUGCCGACACGUACGACCUGCAAGCCGAAAUUUCUCUGGAAGGAGAGCGAUUCUCCGAUGCCGUCACUGAUCUGCGUACUGCCCUCGACCUUCGCAACACCCUGGUCCCAUUUGAGGAUCCUUCCGUCGCCGAGUGCCACUACAAGCUCUCGCUGGCUCUGGAAUUUGCUUCGGUCCAGCAGCAGGGAGAAGAGGAUGACGGACAAGAGAAGACGGUGGACGAGGAGAUGCGGAAAGAGGCUGCAACCCAUAUGGAGCGCGCUAUCGAGAGCUGCAAGAUUCGUAUGGCUUCAGAGGAGAAGAAGUUGGAGGCUGAUCAAGCCAUGGACGAGGAUAAAGUGACGGCUGCGAAGCGGAAGAUUUCCAAUGUCAAGGAAAUCAUUGCAGACAUGGAGCAAAGACUCAUCGAUCUCCGUCGGUCACCAGUCUCCAUCGAGCAGAGGGAGCAAGAAAACGAGGCCAUGCUCAAGGGCAUCCUCGGCCAGAUCGUCGGUCAAUCAGCCACGGAUCAACAGGCCCGCCUCGACGCCGUCAGCAAGGAAGCCACUGAUCUGUCAUCGCUGGUCCGACGCAAGCCCGCUGCCCCUCAAUCCUCUCAACAGAGCUCAUCCAAGCGCCCUGCGGAGAACGGACCCGCAGAGGGCGAGUCGAAGCGUGCGCGGGUCGAAGAUGCUUGAGAGAUUUCGACUUCAAUGCUUGUAUUUCAUGCGUAUUCUUCCUUUUUCCUGGCGUUGCUGGAGCUCUUCCCUAUACUUUACCCUAUGCCCUUUUAGGUCUCAUGAACUCCCGGCUACUGAGAUAGUCUCAAAAUAUUAAAGUGCAUUAUUUAGCUUUGCUCUAAUAUUGCAAUGCAUAAAUCAUGAUGAAGUUUAUUCCCAAUAUUGACGCAGCAAACGUAUAAGCAUAUUAAGUAUUAGUAUCAAACAUUGGGUAUACCACGCCGCAAUAUGAAGGAAAAGCCAAACCCAACAAACCAAAAGCAGUCAUUAGGUCAGUCAAACAGUUUCAUCGCGUUAGUCCUCCAUCCUCUCCGUCCUCCUCUCUUUUCCCAACACGUCAAGACUUAACUACAUCACGACAUCCCAAACAAAGCAGUCGCAGGCCGUCGUUCAAUCUUCCGACUUCGUCGCCGAUUCGCCAACCCAGGACUCCAUAUCCCAGCAAACAAAUCCUCACACUCAUCCUCAUCCUGACUAUCAAACUCCGCAUCCACAGAACCCGACUCAUCCGACGACCCUCCAUGAACCCCCUCCGCCCCGAUCGCAUCAAUGCCCCCAUCAAAGGGAGCUUCCCAACACGAAGAGGCGGUAAUCUUCUUCGUCUCCAGUAUAAACUUGCCCACUUUAUACCGCUGCGACUCCUCUUCUGCUGCAACGUACUUCCACCCCAACACGCUCCCGCAGAAUGCACAGCUCACAUCGCUUACGGUGUGUGCGCCUGUGACAAGCUGUCGGGGGACCGGGUGCUGGAGGAUCGUGUUGGGGAGGGAUGUAGUUGGCGAGGAGGACCCGCUGACGGAUACGGCGCUGGCGACGGGUUCUGCGGAGACGAGAUAUGCGCGGCCGUGUCGGCCUGUGAAACCUUUGCUGAUGAUCUGGGAUGUUAGGCAGAGGUGGGCGGCGCAGUCGGUGCAGCGGAGGUAGGAGAGGUGGCCGUCUAGGUACUUUGGAGAAGUGGCGGUGGGGUAGGGAGCUUGGGAGGAGGGAGUGGUGGUGUUUUGCUUGGGGAAUGAGGGGAUGAGGAACUUGGGGAAGAGGAGAGAGCGUCUGGGUUGUUCUUUGAACAUGAUUUAGGAACCGAGUGGCUCUUGGGGGAGUAUUGGAUUUAUGAAGGAAGGAAAGGGAAAAGGUAAGAGCUAGAGAGGGGAGUUGUUCGUGUUUAUCUUGAAGGCCCGUGAUCGCCAGUGCUGAGGUCAUCGGUUUUUUAUCUUAUCAGCGGGGAAAGUAUACAUCCACGAUAUCAUGAUCGGAAGUAACUAUGGGGAAU